Limulus polyphemus (Atlantic horseshoe crab) is the source of this 1304-nucleotide messenger RNA. RefSeq names its product cyclin-dependent kinase inhibitor 3-like. The transcript is spliced from 3 exons. Gene Ontology annotation, molecular function: protein tyrosine phosphatase activity. Lineage: Eukaryota; Metazoa; Arthropoda; Merostomata; Xiphosura; Limulidae. The record is from RefSeq and is a predicted model, not a curated record. The coding region runs from base 53 to 328 and encodes 91 amino acids. Gene Ontology annotation, biological process: dephosphorylation.
AUAUAUAUUUUUUUAAGGUUGUCGAUUUAAAGACACUCGAAGGAAUGUGGACAUGGAUCUUGAACAGCUGAAAAGCUUAGAGAUUUUGGAAGUAUUUGUUUUAUGUACCAGUGGAGAAUUGAACAAGUACAGAGUUCCAACUUUAUUAGAAAAGUAUGAACAGCAUGGUAUUUUAUUUCAUCAUUACCCUUUUCCUGAUGGUACACCACCAGAGAUCAACUGCUUGAUGAAAUUAAUUGCAGAACUAAUCUGCUCACUUAACAGAGGACACAGAGUUUUGAUACAUUGUUUUGGUGGAUUAGGACGAUCGUGUGCAGGUAAGUGUUAAAUGUAAAAGAGUCUGUAACGACGGUCUUUUGAUAGUGUAGCUGUUUUCUACUAUUCAUCCUUGGUUAAUUUACUAAGCAAAAAGUUUUAACACAGAAUGAGUAUUCAUUUACAUUAAAAAAAAAAAUAGUUGUGCUGAAGUUGAUAAUUUUUAUUUAAGCUCCUAAUAAGAAGCCACCAUUAACUAUUUUGCAUAGAACUUCCUUCAACUUGAAAGGAAUUCAACUUUGUACCUUAACUUACAAAACAUUCUGUGUUACUUCUUUUGUUAAAUCAGAUUCAAACCAUUAAUGUAGUGAUUAAUACACAAUACAGUUAGGUUAAAUGGUAUUUAUUAGGUACUUUAGGUCUUGAAAGAUAAGUCUAAGUUAUUAAUCAUUUUAUUUAUAUUUUAUAUACUGUUCAUACACACAAAUGAAAGAAUGAUGGGCAACAUUUUCAAGAAUGUUACUCUACUUUAAAAUAUAUUUUUCAUUUCUAACAAAUCUGCAAGUGCUCAGAAAUCUGUGUGAUUCACUUAGAAUAUAUAUAUAUACAUAUAUAUAUAUAUGGUUCCUGAGGUUCAUGCAAAUUCAUUAAAAAUUUAGGGGGGUCCAACCCAUUGUUUGGCAAAUUCCCAACUUAUCUGAACAGAAUAUCUAAAGUAACAUUGAGAGCAGAUGAUAUGACAUGCUUACUGCCACCCCUAAAUCUUGUCACGCAGUAACUGGGUUAAAAAAGAUGUUUGAGAGCCAGUAGCGAGAUUUGCACCAUGAUGGUAUGUAACAUGAGAUACAUGGCUUGCCCUAUCAAGCUUGUUGCAAAAUAAUGCAACUUGUGAUUAAACAAGACUGACAAAGAUGUAUAUGUGUGUAAUAUAUGGUAUGAUAUUGUUGUCAGUUUUAGGGAAACAAAACUUGUACGAGUUACAAAAAGGUUAUUUGAGUGGAAAAGUUUCAUACAGUAACGCUGCACAGUUUUUUAACCAGGCAUAAUAC